Eremomyces bilateralis CBS 781.70 is the source of this 1782-nucleotide messenger RNA. Its product is annotated as alpha-ketoglutarate-dependent taurine dioxygenase. The record is from RefSeq and is a predicted model, not a curated record. The coding region runs from base 388 to 1506 and encodes 372 amino acids. Gene Ontology annotation, molecular function: 2-oxoglutarate-dependent dioxygenase activity. The transcript is spliced from 4 exons. Lineage: Eukaryota; Fungi; Ascomycota; Dothideomycetes; Eremomycetales; Eremomycetaceae. Gene Ontology annotation, cellular component: cytoplasm.
GUUAUCGGAUAACUAGAUCAGGAGUGGGUGAGACUACGGGGUUGUUCCAUCUGAGCACACUUACCAAUUGGUCUGUUCAAAUGAGGGAAUCCUGUACCGCUCAUACGCCAUCGUGGUUGAAGGUGACGCCGAAAUUGAAUGCUGAACCAUUGGAGCAACCUACGAAUCAAUCCACAAAGGAUGGUCAAGUGAUGAUACCCUGAAACGCUGUCGGUGCCGUUAUAUCCGAUAUCGAUGCUUUAUAGUGAUGACUGCUUCGAAGGGCAUAUAGUAUUUAUUCCCAGUGGCCUACACCAUUGCUAUUGAUUGAUACAAGAUCAAGGCUAUUCUUUUAAUCCGUCGCCAAAGACCGAGACCACUUAGAUCACCAUCUUCCAUCGACCGAAAAUGGCCACCGUGACAUCUACCCAAACACAAAAUCUCCCCAUCUCCGUGAAGGCCAAUUCUCAGCCCACUGAGGAAAAGCCCAGAGUUCGGAGAGCAGUUGAUGAAGAGAGUGGUACGAUUACUGCGAGUCACCCCCCUUAUCUGCCAACCUGGGACCAUGGCGAGAAAUACGCACCCCUUGAGCCAUUCGAGCAUAUCGAGCACGGCAAAGGCGCGGAUCCAAGCUUCAAGGACCUUCUAACUGAAGGUUCUAAACUCCAACACCUCACACCCACCACGGGAUCAGAAGUCACUGGGGUCCAACUCAGCAAGCUCAGUGACGCUGGCAAAGACCAGCUUGCAUUGCUCGUUGCCCAGCGAAAGGUUGUCGCAUUCCGCAACCAAGACCUUGAAAACCUACCCAUCCAGGAGGCCCUCGACUUUGGAGGUUAUUUCGGCCGUCACCACAUCCAUCCUACGAGCGGAUCCCCCGAGGGAUAUCCUGAGCUCCAUAUAGUGCAUCGAAGUGGCAAUGCGAGCGAAUUUGACAGCUUUUUGGCAAAUCGGAAUAGCAGUGUUUCAUGGCACUCCGACGUCUCUUACGAGAAGCAACCACCGGGCACCACAUUUUUGUACGCUUUGGAUAUUCCGGAAGUUGGUGGUGACACUGGAUUUGUCAACCAGGUCGAGGCCUACAAUCGAUUGUCACCCCUCCUGAAGGAGCGUUUGCAUGGACUCAAGGCUAUUCAUUCUGGAUUCGAACAAGCUGAGUUCAGCAAGAAACGUGAUGGAGUAGUGAGACGAGAACCAGUUACUUCGGAGCAUCCUAUCGUCCGCACUCACCCGGCAACUGGCGAGAAAGCCUUAUUUGUGAACAAAGGGUUCACCCGAAAGAUCGUCGGAUUUAAGGAGGAAGAGAGCGAGGCACUCUUGAAGUUCUUGUUCGACCAUAUUGGCCGGGGCAUUGACUAUCAGGCUCGCGUCCGAUGGGCCCCUGGGACUGUGGUGGUUUGGGAUAACCGCGUUACUACACACUCUGCCAUCUUCGAUUGGACGACCGGCGAGCGACGACAUUUGGCUCGCAUUACCCCCCAGGCAGAGGCCCCAUUUGAGACUCCUUAUGUUCCUGAGUCUCAGUAGAGAUCAAUCAGACUCAUGAGGCGAGGAGGACUAGCAAUUCCACGGAAUUUCCUUUUUAAAUCCUCGUCGAAAUUGGAGUUCUGACUAGCAUAAUGUUGCUGCAAAGGCCUUAAGGGCUGGGUCGGCCUAAUGAAACACAAUUGAUGUACAUUUGAAAUUGAACUAGGAGAUGGCUCGAUUUCAAUGGUAGUGACCUGAUAGAUCAAUACAACGAGCCCAGAAAUCCAGACCAACCAUAAUGAAGUAUUUCGUACACGUUACCCUUUUUCUUGUGCA